UGGCUCACAGCGAACCAUGAUCAGAAAAGCAUCCUUUAGCUCGACUUGAACUUGAAAGCUUGACCGCUUGACCUUCCCGCCAGUUUUGGACCACCAACUUCUGACUUUCAAGUAAGUAUACCCGAAUUACACUUAGUUUUACUUGGUGAUUGCGCGAUAUCAGAAGUGCAAACAUCAUAUACGUAAGUCUCUCCGAGUCGUGGCUCAACUGGGUCUUUCUAUGUUCUGGUCUUGGUGCUGAUGGCCUGUGGGGCAGCAGACGUGGGCCGAUAGCGCGUAGUUUUGGAGUUCCUCCUCCCUCACAUUUUGUCGGUCCAAAUUAUUCCCACAUCCACAAAGCCUCGAAAUGGAACCAGAUUGUUCCCCCACGUACAUAUCACGUUUGCCACCAGAGUUGCUCGCGGAAAUAUUUGUCCACCAUGCCCAAAAUCAUCACUUGUAUCCCGAUGAUCUUUACAGAGGAGUUCAGUCGUACAAGUGGUGUGAUAUCUUACGUGUUUGCCGGCAUUGGUACAUGGUGGCUCUCGAGUGCCCACAGUUGUGGAACUUCGUCAGCACAUCUCACUCAAUCAACUCCGUUCAGACGAUGUUAGCAAGAUCGAAACAAGUACCCCUCAUGGUCAAGCCCUCUGAAUUCCAAGAGCAAAACGAGGACACCCUGAAAUUAGUGUUGAAUGAGCUUCACCGCAUUCAACAUCUCGAACUUGUAUGUUCGCAUCGCGUCGAAAGGUCCAUCGCUCACGAAUUUUCGACCCCGAUUUCAGCACCGAUGCUGGAAUUUCUUGGUUUGAGCCCUCCAUCCGAGCAAGCAAUAUUGGACACGCCCAACGAACGUAUAUUCCCAUUCUUCUCCCAUUUACCCCGCCUCUCCGCUCUGGUGACUCAGGGCUAUAGUUUUGCGCAAGUUCGAAAGUUUUUUCGCCCGACUUUGCAGAUUCUACAGCUGUGGGAGCCUCCUACCGCACAUCAACUUCUAGAAUGUUUGCGAUCGAUGCCUCUGUUAUGCAAACUCGAUGUUAUGGUACUCCCUGAAGAAGAGUCUUGCACCAGAAUGCAAGCUGUCCCGUUCGCACGUCUUCAAACGCUACGGCUCGAGGGGUCGGCAUCGUGCCUCACUUUUCUCCGACAUAUAGCAUGUCCUCCCGGACUUCAGCUUUCCUUGACCAUUCAAUGCCAUACUUUCACGUCAGAACUUGUCCACGAUGUCUUGGACCUGGUGGCAGUUCACUGCGACUUAGCUACCAACAGCCGAUCAGGACAAGAAGUGUGCUCGAUCUCGUUAGAGCAUCGGUCUUCGUUGCCCACAUUUCCCAUCCCGUCCACGAUGAUGAUGAAAUGCUGGACCAGCGUCAUCCCGCACGAUGUCUACUAUAUCCGAGAUUCUCCCAAGCCGAUUCUCGAGCUAGAAAUCGAAUGUGAGACUCCUUUCAAGGUUGCGGAUGCUUGCGAAGCUUGUGUACGUGACCUGCGCACGUCAUCUGUGAAGGUGCUGUGGGUCGCACUCGAUAAGGAGCCUGAAAACCAGUUUAAGGAUCUUAUACACGACUUCUCACGGACAUUCCGUCCAAUGGAAAAUGUGGACACAUUUCUGGCAGAAGCUUGGCCUACCCCGUGGCUCGCUGCAUUUCUUACCUCGCAAACAGUCCUCCCCGAAUUUGGUGGAAUGAACAAGGAGUCGGAUCAAUCUCAACACAGUAUAGUCUUUCCUAACCUCAAGGUUUUAACGGCGCCUUACCUGACGUGGCCGAUGAACCAAUCUUCCACAUAUCUAUCCGAUGCUUUGGAGUUCCGAAAGAGUUGCGGUGCUCCCAUUGACGAACUUGAUUUAUUAGAGGUGAUCGCGUUUGACAUACUAGCCAGCAAGUGUCUGCGAAACCUUCUUCCAACUUUACACAGGGAGGAGUGCAUGUUCGUCGUUAUCGUGGUCAUGGACUUACGCUAUUGACGUAGGUUCUUGCUGGCAUCGGCAUACAAUAUUGCUUGUACUCUGGAGCCGUACAAUUCCAAUCGCUGCAAGUUGCUUCCAUGGCGUCGAGCGCCGUGUUAAUCUAAGGCAUGAUUUUUAAUGCCAACAGUUUGCAGUCUUUCAAUCCUACUUGGAGCGUGUCGUUCAAUCUUGUCAAAACCAACCGGUGAAGAAUCUACUAUCUGCCGUUGUUUGAAAUGUAGUUGCGGAUCAUCCGUUUCUUUCGAAGACAUAUCAGGUCAACGCUAGCCAGUGCGCCUAGAAUUCAUUGGAUUUGACAGGCACUCAUAAUAUACUGGCAUGGUAGGUUUAGAGCCCCUCUUCGAGCAUUAUCGACGCCCAUGUUGUCCUCUGCCAACGAGCCUCCACCCUGGCUACAAUGAACACCAAUGGAGGAAAUCCAGAGCAACUUGGAUAUGGACUUGGAUUCGGCGUUAUUGAACUUCAACAACUCGAACCCUCUGCCUAUUUGUCACCUGCUCCCAGAAUUGGGGACACAUAUAUUCCUCGACUUUGUACAAGACUGCUACCUUCAUCGCUACAAUAAAGGGGGCAGAACUUAUAACGGGGAUAUCCUUUACGGUCUCUACGAAUGGCCUCGGAUCACCCUUUUUGCCGCUACUGGCUGGCGUACUGCCUUUGCUAAUUUGUGAACUUGUAUCUGUCCUUCUCAUCCGUUGAAGUGCAUUGCUACGAUGUUGGAAGGAUCUAAUCAAUGCGCUGUCAUCAUAUGCACAGCUCAAACGUAGUCUGAAGGUCAGUUCCCCGAUCUUAAGACUUUAGCAACCUUCCAGCUCCCAUUGGCUGUGGUGGCCGACUUCCUCAGCACCAUAUAAAAAGCUUCAUUUGUUGACAACGUUUGCACAUCGAUCCAGGCUCAACGUUCAACGUCGACAACGCUGACCGUGUCCACUCAAAAUAACUCGACUCUGAACUCUGCAUUCACGAGGCCUCACACUGGCAAUAUCUACAUAUUUCCGCGAGGUCUUAGUCCACUUAUACCAGUACCGCAACAUUAUCCGAUUCAAUAGAGAGCUUUUGUACACAAUUAUACGAAAUAUGAUGAAGUGGGAUGUCUUUGUGUAACAUGAGCCAGAACU
Somion occarium is the source of this 3066-nucleotide messenger RNA. The record is from the annotation of a GenBank genome assembly. NCBI's taxonomy places the organism in Eukaryota, Fungi, Basidiomycota, Agaricomycetes, Polyporales, Cerrenaceae.